Messenger RNA from Racocetra fulgida, 692 nucleotides. The record is from the annotation of a GenBank genome assembly. NCBI's taxonomy places the organism in Eukaryota, Fungi, Glomeromycota, Glomeromycetes, Diversisporales, Gigasporaceae.
GACGCAAUUUCAUUACUUAUCUUGUAGAGAAUGACUUUGCCUCCGAAAUAAGAGUAGUGGAUAAAGUAUUACUUAUAACAGCUGCCCUCAAUCCAAAGCAAAGGGAAGCCUUUUCCAAGGUUGAGGUUUGGCAAAAGGACCUUGUCGAUCGUGAGGACGGAAGUUCAUAUGAUUAUGUCUUCAAUUUAGCAGCCGAAACAAAGUAUUCACAAAUCGAAAAGGUUUACGAAGAGCGUGUCUACACUCUAUCCGUUCGAAAUGCAGAGGAAGCUGCUCGAAGAAAUGUCAAGGUAUAUGUGGAAGUUUCGACUGCGGAAAUAUACCAAUCAGAUAAAGUAAGUAAUUUAUUUGAAUAUUUAGGAGUUAAGGCAUUGGCUAAAAUUGAUCUUUAUGAUAAGAAUCCCAGUAAAGAAGAUGAUAAGGCUAAACCAUGGACGAUUAACGACAAGCACAUGGGUCCUUGGACGACAUUCAUAAGGGACAGUAAAAAAAUUAAGAACACGCCGUUGACACCCUAUGUUGACAAGGAACUCCUUUGUAACAACCCUCUGUCCGUCGAUGGAACAAAGAUUACCGUAGAGACUGGUUUCCAAUAUGAAGUUCCAGAAGUUACAGACGAAAAACUCGUGGAGAUGAUUGAAGAUUUUAAAGUUAUAGGAUGGUGGCCGAAAGAGCCAGAAGAAUAUGUUUAA